AUGCAGCGCCGUUUGGAGGCCGAACAACGUCAGACAACUAGCAGAGCUUCAUUUAAGUGCCCUGGCUGCCAGACGACAUACACGGAUCUCGAAGUUGACCGUCUUGUCGAUGUGAAGCAGCCUGACCGACUUGUCUGUGUUUAUUGCAGAGCUGAAGUUGUAGAGGAAGAGGAUAGUGCUUCUCGAACCGAUGCCCGAGCUAUGGUGGCGAAGUUUCAUCAGCAGGUAGACUAUCAUGCAAUAUCUUUAUUUAGCACAUUAAAGCUUAUAACUCUUACGACGUUUCACUAA
Molecule: messenger RNA, 291 nt
Organism: Protopolystoma xenopodis
Lineage: Eukaryota; Metazoa; Platyhelminthes; Monogenea; Polystomatidea; Polystomatidae
Source: the annotation of a GenBank genome assembly